Molecule: messenger RNA, 1191 nt
Organism: Centruroides sculpturatus (bark scorpion)
Lineage: Eukaryota; Metazoa; Arthropoda; Arachnida; Scorpiones; Buthidae
Product: 1-phosphatidylinositol 3-phosphate 5-kinase-like
Exons: 3
Molecular function (GO): 1-phosphatidylinositol-3-phosphate 5-kinase activity
Source: RefSeq, a predicted model, not a curated record
GUAAAACAAAAACCCUUAUGUUUUUUGAUGGAUGUGCAGCAAAUUUAGGAUGCACCAUAUUAUUAAGAGGUGGUUCAGUUGCAGAAUUGAAGAAAGUUAAACAAAUCACCAAUUUUAUGGUUUAUUUUGCUUACAAUUGGCAAUUGGAACGUUCUUUUCUAAUGGAUGAAUUUGCAAUGCCUCCGCCUCUUCCUGAUGAACUUCCUCUUAUCAUUGAAUCUUCAGAAAAUGAAAAUAAAGGUGAUAAAUGUGAUAAUAUAGAAAUGAAGAAAAUAAAAUAUAAUAAUGCAACUAAUGUAAAAAAUGGAAGUACUACAAAUGUUAACAAUUCAAAAUUUAUGUCUAGACCAACUACAUUAAAUCUAAAAAAUAUAAAGCAUCCAGAAACUGAUAUUAAGUUAAAAGAGAAUUUAGAAGAUAUUCAGAAAAAGAAAGAGUCAAAGUAUAUUGAAGACUUUAGUGAUCCCUUGAGAUCAUAUUUGCAGUCUGAAGAUGAUUCUAUAUUUCAUCAUCAUGGCAGUAGUCUUCAUGUAGCGUCUCUACCGUUUUCAAAUCAGUUUCGUAAAGCUUUAGAUGAUGUUGUAUUAUGCAUUUCCCCAAAUAUAAAGAUUACUGUACCUUAUUUAGAAACAGAGAAUGGGAGAAAUUGUGAGCUUCGUCGAUUCUUUCCGGAAGAAAUAUAUUGGUCUGAACAAUUUCUAAAGGAAUUAGAAGGAAGUGGAAAAAAAAAUCAGUAUAUUGAUAUUGAAGAGGUGUCAUUACAGUCAUUUAUUACAAAUGUUAAUCAAGACAAUAUUGAAGUUUUGCCUACUCAUUCAUUUUUAUUUACAAAACUGACUACAACUUUUCAAGAUUCUAUUCAGACACAAACAUUAUUAGCAGAUUUUAGGGCACGUGGAGGUAGAAUUAGACAAUUAUGUCCCCAUGAAAUCACAAUGAGAGAAAAAGAAAAAAAGUCACAGAAUAGAGGAGAUACUUUUAUUACUGGAAUAAAUAAUGCACAAAAGUCAGAACUCGCAAAUGCUGGCCUAUUUUGGGAAAAAAAAGUAGAUGCAUUAAGUGCAUACAAUCAUCAGAGAUUAGCAAUUUUGUUUUGUAGUUAUUCUAACAGUUCCAAUAAUGCACCAAACUUUUGUGUUAGUCCUUGGUAAGUUUUAUCUGAAUUUAUGAAGAAAAAUAUAUUUUAUUAUA